Messenger RNA from Daldinia caldariorum, 1437 nucleotides. RefSeq lists its product as uncharacterized. Gene Ontology annotation, biological process: protein quality control for misfolded or incompletely synthesized proteins; glycoprotein catabolic process; protein deglycosylation. The record is from RefSeq and is a predicted model, not a curated record. The coding region runs from base 1 to 1437 and encodes 478 amino acids. The transcript is spliced from 2 exons. Lineage: Eukaryota; Fungi; Ascomycota; Sordariomycetes; Xylariales; Hypoxylaceae. Gene Ontology annotation, cellular component: nucleus; cytosol. Gene Ontology annotation, molecular function: peptide-N4-(N-acetyl-beta-glucosaminyl)asparagine amidase activity.
AUGAGGAAAGGCUCUAGCAGGGAGCAUGGCAGCGUCCCGGAUGAGUACGGAGAGGAUUGGGCUCGGGAUUUACGAAUUCAAUUCGAGCAGCUACUAAGGACGAAGCGAUUAAGCGAAAUCGAACAGUCACGAGGGCAUAGAUCACAUCUCGAACCUUCAACAAUUCCCCGAGAAGGAGUAUCGUCGUCAAACGUCCGAGCGUCACCCGCACCUCCUAGUAGUAGUAAUAGUAGACCAUCCUCCUCCUACGGUCCAAACCGUAGCGGCAUGUCUCCCGCGUUACCGCCUUCAUACGCUUCCCUACGUAAUUUACCCAAGAUUCCAACUCCGCCUUCCCCGCACGACAGGGACUCGCAGAAGUUCCGUAGCCUCAUGCUAUCGCUAUCGCAGACGCCGACGAAAUACGAAAAUCCGGGUUUGCUUGACGAAGCGCUCCAGACCAUCCCGCUGGAUCGGAUAUACGCCCAAGCCGAGGAAGAAUGUCAAGUGUUACAGGCCCAGGCCGAAAGCAUGGGCGACGGUCGCAAGCCGGAAUGGGGAUACCAAGAUUGCGUAAUUCGGGCGCUAUUAAGAUGGUUUAAGCGAUCAUUCUUCACGUGGGUCAACAACCCGCCGUGCCCCGUAUGUUUCUCGCCCACGGUCGCAAAGGGCAUGACGCAACCGACACCGGAGGAGAGGGCCUGCGGAGCGCUGCGGGUCGAAUUGUACGAAUGCGCUAACCAGGCGUGCCGAGCCUACGAGCGAUUCCCGCGGUAUAGCGACGUCUGGCAGCUGUUGCAGACGAGACGAGGCAGAUGCGGCGAGUGGGCCAACUGCUUCAGCAUGUUGUGCCGGGCCGUCGGCGGUCGCGUGCGCUGGGUAUGGAACGCCGAGGACCACGUCUGGACCGAGAUUUAUUCGGAACAUAAGCAGCGAUGGAUCCACGUGGACGCUUGCGAAGAAGCCUGGGAUAACCCGCGCCUCUACACGGAAGGCUGGGGCAAGCGGAUGUCGUACUGCAUCGCGUUCAGCGCUGACGGUGCAACCGAUGUCACCCGUAGAUACGUGCGCAAGAGCGAACACGCCCUAGAGAGGAACAAGUGUCCCGAAGAGGUAAUGCUUUACAUCAUGCAAGAAAUCAAGAAGAUCCGACGCGCCAAUUUGAGCAAGGAAGAGCGAUUCCGACUGGAGAAGGAAGACUCGAGGGAGGAUCGCGAGCUCAGAGGCUACGUAGUCGCUUCGAUCACGCAAGCAGUUACGCGCAUGGUUCCCGGCUCACCAAGCUCAUCAGCUCCCGCUGCCAAUCGACCUCCCGCCCCGUCUGCUAACGAGGAUCAAAAGCUUCCUGCCGAACAACCCGGUCGUCAGAGCGGCAAUGCCGAAUGGGUCGCCGCCCGCGGAGAGAAUGGCCGGCGAAACCAACAUUUCCAGGACACGAGAGACCCGUCCCGAAGAUAA